This is a messenger RNA of Oryzias latipes (Japanese medaka), 3642 nucleotides long. RefSeq names its product SLIT and NTRK-like family, member 3a (gene slitrk3a). Gene Ontology annotation, molecular function: protein binding. Lineage: Eukaryota; Metazoa; Chordata; Actinopteri; Beloniformes; Adrianichthyidae. The record is from RefSeq and is a predicted model, not a curated record. Gene Ontology annotation, biological process: positive regulation of synapse assembly; axonogenesis. Gene Ontology annotation, cellular component: postsynaptic density membrane; GABA-ergic synapse.
CGCAGCGAAAGCUCUCUCCUCUCUCCCCCUUCUCUCCUCACUUCGCUUCCUUUCCUCCUCUCGACAGCAUCCAGAACUAUAGCGCAGCCGUUCCCAUCUAUCCUUUGGCUCCCCACCUCCUCUUUCUCUCCCUGCCAGAUCUCUCUGCUCUGCAUCUCUCGUCCCUUCAUCACCCUCUCCGCCUUGGUCUUGCACUUCUCUGACGCACGACAGGGCACGGGAGCCGCAAAGACAGAAAGACAGGGGGAAACAGCGGCGGAUGACUGAGGCAGCGCAGAUUUUCAUCCACAUGCCCAUGCUGCUGGUGCUGCUGCUACGCUGGACAGAGACGCGCAGCCAGAUUCGGGUUGAAAAAGCCCUCACCCGGCUACUGUGUUGUUGAGCGCAGACUCAGGAGGAGAAGGAAGAAAAGAAGGGGAAAAAAGGUGGAAAAAGUGCAAGUGGACGAGCAGAAGUCGAGGAAUUGUGCGUUAUUUAAGCAAACUGCUCGUUAAAAAAAGCGGGGGAGCGGAGGACAUAAAAGAGGGAAAGCCAGAUUUUCACGGGGGAGUGAGUGGGAGAGAUCUCAUUCGCAUCACGUUUUCAUUUCUCCUCUUUGCCUCAGCCAAAGAGAGAGGGUGAGGAAACAGGGACCGGGGGGGAGGACGAGAGAAAGAGAAGGAGCCAUAGAUUGAUCUAACGAGAUCCAAGCAAGUUCUCUGUUCCUGAUGCUUUCCAAUUGCACUGCGCAACUAAGCCCGGCAUCGGACGGCGAGCGGGACGCACAGUGGAACAACAGAACACAUCACAGGAGGAGAUGUGAAGUUGGAAUCCCACAAAACUAAUGUUGUGAAGUGGCUCUGUCCCUGGAGCCAAGACUUCAUCCCCCUGGUGUCAGCAAGGAUGCUGUGGGUUACCUUGCUGAGCACCAUAGCCUUAGGAUGGACCACGCCAAUCCCACUACUAGAGGACUCGGAGGAGAUUGACGAGCCCUGCUUUGAACCGUGCUACUGCGAGGUGAAGGAGGGCAUCUUCCACGUCCACUGUGACAGUAAAGGAUUUACAAAUGUCAGCCAGAUUUCCCAGAUAUGGAGCCAACCGUUCAAGCUAAAUCUCCAGAGAAACUCAAUGAGGAAGCUCUACUUCAACAGCUUCCUCCAUCUUAACAAUGCUAUAUCUAUCAACCUGGGUAACAACGCCCUGCAAGACAUCCAUGCUGGGGCUUUCAAUGGCUUGGGAAUACUCAAACGGCUGUUUCUCCAUGAAAACAAGCUCGAGGUUUUCCGGAACGACACAUUUCUCGGGUUGGAGAGUUUAGAGUAUCUUCAGGCUGACUACAAUGUCAUCAAAAGGAUUGAAAGUGGUGCAUUUAGACAUCUCCAUAAACUAAGAGUUCUUAUACUGAAUGACAAUCUGAUCCCUGUGCUCCCCAAUUAUCUUUUUCGAUCCAUUUCCCUCACACAUUUGGACCUAAGAGGAAACAGACUAAAGACGUUGCCUUAUAAGGGGACACUGGAGUAUAUUGGAAGGAGUUUAAUGGAAAUCCAGCUAGAGGAGAACCCUUGGAACUGUGUGUGUGAGAUUGUCCAGCUAAAAACGUGGCUGGAGAGAAUCCCUUAUACAGCUUUGGUGGGUGAGAUUACAUGCGAGUACCCAUUUCACUUACAUGGCAAAGACUUACGGGAAAUCAAACGGAGUGAGCUCUGUCCUCUGCUCUCUGAUGCAGAGAUUGAAGCCAAGCUGGGAAUUCCCAGAGUUCCGUUCAACAACGAGAACACUUGGCCCACUAAACCUUCCUCAAUGCUCUCGUCCUUCCAUAACACAGCCUCCUCUGUGGAGUACAAGGAGAGAGUUGUGAAGCCUACCAAACGACCGCGGCCCACGAAAAACCCACCAACUCCACGUAGCAUCUACCCAGGAAUCAACCAGCCCCCUAUCGCUGGUUACCAAACAAGACCUCCCAUUCCAAUCAUUUGUCCCGCUGGAUGUAUUUGCAAUCUUCACAUCAAUGACCUGGGACUAACAGUAAACUGUAAAGAGAAAGGCUUUCACAACAUUUCCGAGCUCCUGCCACGACCCCUCAAUGCCAAGAAAUUAUACCUCAGUGAAAACCUGAUUCAAAAAAUAUACCGCUCAGAUUUCUGGAACUUUUCAAGUUUGGAUUUACUACAUUUAGGGAACAAUCGGAUAUCAUAUGUUCAGGAGGGUGCCUUCAUCAAUCUACCCAACCUAAAGAGUCUAUACCUGAACGGGAAUGACAUAGAGCAGCUCACUCCCGGCAUGUUUCGAGGACUUCAGAUGUUGAGUUAUCUUUAUUUUGAAUAUAAUGUCAUUAAAGAGAUACAGCCUCACUCUUUCUCCCUAAUGCCAAACCUCCAGCUAGUCUUUCUCAAUGGCAACCUGCUGCACUCCCUCCCCACCCAUGUUUUUGCUGGAACAAACCUCGCUCGGCUCAGCCUCCGCAACAAUUAUUUUCUUUCCCUGCCUGUGGAUGGUGUCCUGGAGCAUCUCAGCUCCAUUGUCCAGAUUGAUCUCCAUCAGAACCCUUGGGACUGCUCCUGUGAUAUAAUUCCCCUCAAACAAUGGCUGGAAAAGCUCUCCUCUGUCAUUGUGGUUGCUGAGGUGAUCUGCAAAACACCUGAAUUUGCUUUUGGAAAGGACCUCCGUUCGCUUGAGGUUGAGGUCAUCUGUCCUGAGCUUAGGUAUUCUUCAGGCCCCUCCCCGGCUAUGCCUGGCGGGGAUGACCUCACCACAGGGAAAUCUGGCAUGGAGGAGGCAGGUGGGAGAGGUGCCGUUCCGCUGUCAGUGCUCAUUCUCAGCCUGCUCAUCCUCUUCAUCUCAGCUGUGUUUGUGGCAGCUGGGCUUUUCGCUUUUGUUCUCCGCCGCAGGAAGAAGCUACCCUUUCGGAAACGCUCGGAAGUGGAUCUGACCGGGAUUCCAAUGCAGUGUAGGAUUUUUGAGGACCCGCCCAGGCAAAACAGUGCUGGGAAUACCAGCACACCGGAGAAGCCAAUGGCCAGUAUGCACACGCACACGAGUCACACACAUGCUCACGGGCAUGUGUAUGAUUAUAUCCCCCAUCCGGUGACUCAAAUGUGUAACAACCCCAUUUAUAAGCCAAGGGAGGGGGAAAUAGGAGAAGAGGAAAGGGCACAGUUUGCAGAAAAAAGAGACAACGGCUGCAGCAGCAGCAGCUUCAGAACCUUGUUAGAGAAAGAGAAAGAAUGGACCCUGGCGGUCUCCAACUCUCAGCUCAACACCAUUGUCACAGUCAACCACACCACAGCUGAUAUAGCAGGAUUUCAUGAGAAUGGAGGGCUCUGCCCUACAGUAAUUGACAGUCAGAGGCCCACACCCACAGUGGGCUUUGUAGACUGUUUAUAUGGGACCGUACCUAAAUUAAAGGACGUGCAUGUUGCGCAUGCACACCCACCAGGCAUGCAUUACCCAGACUUGCAGCAGGAUGCACGGCUGAAGGAGACAUUGCUGUUCACGGCAGGGAAAGGCUGUUACCCGGACCCUUCUCAAAGUGAUUACCUUGAGUUAAGGGCCAAACUUCAAACCAAGCCGGAUUACCUCGAGGUCUUGGAAAAAUCGUACCGGUUUUAACAUAUAUAGCCCUUUUGGAAGAUUUAAAAAUAUAUAUAUAAAAAAAAAAAAAAA